Aedes albopictus (Asian tiger mosquito) is the source of this 2104-nucleotide messenger RNA. RefSeq lists its product as uncharacterized. The coding region runs from base 627 to 1292 and encodes 221 amino acids. NCBI's taxonomy places the organism in Eukaryota, Metazoa, Arthropoda, Insecta, Diptera, Culicidae. The transcript has 3 exons. The record is from RefSeq and is a predicted model, not a curated record.
UCCUCUGGCUGGGUCGGCAUCGGAUAAGGGAGCAAUAAGCGCUCAGAUACGAGGAACAAUUGGCGCCAAUCGGACGCGUUCAGGUGUUUCUCAUCGUGAGUGAGUCGAGUAUCCGAGCUGUGAACCGCCUUCCUAGUAUAUUGUCGUGUCGAUCCGGAGAAGAGUGUGGCUAUAGACUUGGGUUGGGACUGCAAUCUUUUACAAUUCGAUCGCUUCGCAAAUUGGACGUGUUUUGGCCUUGCUCUUCAAUAUCCUAUCUCACCGAUCGUUAUUCGGAUUCAUUAUAAAUGAGUAUCGGACGGCCGUUACCAUAUUAGUUCGUCCCCGGUGUCGCAGUUGUUUAACAGAUCGUGCUAAUUGCUGAGUUCUAGCUGACCGAUAGGUGACACAAAGUGCGAUUUUUUCAAGCUUUAAAUGUUCUGAAACGAUGAAUUUCAUUUAGCACUGAUGGUGUUGCUAAUGAUUUUAAUGAAAUCGCAAAAGUGGUACUGUGUUAUAACGACGGAAGUGAUUUUUGUGAUAAGAAAGUGCAGGAACGGAUUUUCUUGGAGAGUAUCUUAGCAUCUUAAACAAUUGACAGAGAGUGACAAGAAGCCUAGAAACAGCAGGGAAGCCGACCAGCCAUAAUGGAUGGAGGAGAUCGGGUUCUGGUAGUUGCACUGUUGCUAUUCCGAUUAGUCAGCCUGAUCAAUGGGUCAUCGGUAGCAUCGGUGGAGCCACAUUUGCUAGGAAUUGUUCUCGUAGAAGAGCUCAAUGUCGAAGAGGAGAAAGCUGCAAAUGCUACAUCCGUGGAUUUUUACAAUCAGGAAGCAUCAACGGUUGCUUAUCAAAUAGACGAAGACGUAGAAUCUACAACUCAUAGCGUGCCUCAAACUACAAGUCUACGGGAACUCCACUCUGUAACUCCUACUAUGGAUCUGAUCACAAUCGUCUGGUACGUGGCCACUUUGAUAGCUCUGAUAUCGUUCUUCGUAGUGAUGGCAUGUGCGGACACGAAUAAGUGCUUCACUCCGAAACCUCCGGAUGUAGAGACCCCUGUGCCUCCUACGCCAGCACCAUCGUACCGAUUGUUCGCUCCGCCAAGCUAUGAGUCAGUCAUUGAGAAGGGGCCUGACAGCAUUUUCAUCAUACCGAUCGAUGACAAUGGACGAGAGCAGUUCACCGAUGAUUUGAUGGCAAAUCUAUCUGACGUUAUGGAGCCUGUGGAGCCAUCCACCAACGUUCAAAGUGAAAGUGCACAAAAUACCAUUCAUUCUCAUCGUGCCGACAGUUCAUUAUCGGUAGCUGUAUGAGACAUGUGAUAACUAAGAGUGAUUAAGAAGCUCACCACUAAACCUCCUGACGUCAUCAUCUAGAUGGAACGAAAACAGAUUUUCUUCAAGUGAUGAUCCUCAUUUUUACGAUUAUCAUCAGUAAAGAUCAACCGUGAUUCAAUACUCGAUCUGCAAUGUUGAUGAUAUGAGAAGCACGAAGAAUGAAAAUAUAUUGUGAAAUUGUGUUGAAUGAAGCAAAAAUCUAAAAGCAUUCUGAGCAGUGCAGAAAAAAAUAUAGUGUUAAAAUUAUCAACACAUGCCACUCUACCCGUUAAAAAUGUGAUCCUAUCUAGUCAAACUAUUGGAGAAAAUCUGUUUUCAUCGGUUCCACAAUGACGCAAGACGUGCCUGGAAUGAUGACUAGGUACGCUCCAAGCUACACACAUUUCACAAAGGUGACCUGGAUGGCAUGGAUAUUAUAUAGUCGCAAUUUAUUUGUGCAAUGCGUCACGAUCGUUCGCGCACCAGUAUACGCUAAUCGGGUGCGAUUUGGAAUUAUCUUGUGUUGAUAAUAAUGAACGAUAACUGGUUUUCCCGCUACAUCGAAUGCAGUAUUAGUGCAGAAAUGUGUUUACAAGAUAUGACUGAUCGCGAGUGAAACGCAAUCACGACAGCGACAAUCAUUAUAAUUGCUAAUUAGUUUACACACCCCCACGACUGAAUAACUAGACGAUUUAGAAUGUAAGAUGUGAUAGUUAAUGUUUUGAUUAAGAAUAGGGGAUGUUUUGUACUUUAGAAAUAAGAGACGAAAGGCAGUAGAUACAAUGUGCUUUUAUAAAAAAAAUUGAAAC